CAUCUAAAGAGGAAAACUCUACUCUACUAACAAAGAUAGCUAGUGAAAAAAGAAACUCUUCAAACCAAAAUUAUACUACAGAAAAAAUAGAAGACAACAACUCAAAUCUAGUACAAAAGAUAAAUAUCUUAUCUCCUGAUUCAAAACCUUCCAAACCAAAAUGUGAAACUGCAACAGCAGAUAUAUAG
Scutellospora calospora is the source of this 188-nucleotide messenger RNA. Lineage: Eukaryota; Fungi; Glomeromycota; Glomeromycetes; Diversisporales; Gigasporaceae. The record is from the annotation of a GenBank genome assembly.